AGAAAGGCGACAGAGAGUUCUGCUAGCUUGUCUGUGGUUCUUUCGCAGACCUAAGUAGCAACUAUGGGUCCUUCCUGAGGAUCGCUCCGUCGUUCACGAUAGCUCGCCUGUCGAUUGAGCUAGCCACCAUGUCCCCUGGCGAAGAGAAGAUCCUUGACCUGGAGGCCGGGUCGGAUGCUGCCCUCAGCAGCAGCGAGAGCCACGAUCUGGCAGAGGGUAGUACCAUCCUCGCGCGCGUCGAGCAGUCGCCCGGUGUGCAGCGGGGCGUCGGGCGCUUCCAGUUCGAAGCCCAGGGCGCGUUUGGAGCGCGGCCGUACAACCGAAGGAAACGGAAGGACCGAACUAAUGGUGGGGGAGAACAAGGAGAACCCGAGCCCCAUCUGUUAUGGACGGGAGAUGGAGGCGAUCUGGGCUACAUCUCAGAUGAAUGUGAGGACGGAGGUGGUGGAACAAAUAGCCUUGUAUCAACACCAAAUUGCCGGGCGCUCACCCCUGCGUCCACCUCUCGUGUGCGAACUCCGUCAACUCUGCCGCAGCCGGCGACGCACGUCAUCAAUGCGCGCGGACAGGCCUUCGAAGCUGGAGGGGGCGGCUCGUGUCAGCCUAGUCCGCGGAAUAAAGAGCGACUGCCGACGCCGCACCUCACGGUGGAAGGCGAAUGCGAGAAGAUUGCCAACGUGCUUGCGCACCACUGUGCGCGUGACCGCCCUUUGGUGAUGGAUGUGUGGACAGAGGUGAUGCUGCGCCUCGGGAUCGAAUCUUGUCACGAGUACUGCAAACACCGCGUGCGGGUUCUCUGCAAAUUCAGGUACUAUUGAAGGAACGUGAUUCUCAUUCUACUGAUUCCGAUUCGUUCCGUGAUGUGGUCUUUUUCACCUCGACGACCAUGAUUUCAUUUCUUGAUACUGUUGUGUGUACAAUUUUGAUUUCCUGAAGCGGAGUACCAGCACUUCUGUAUCUGUUCAACAAACUCUUUCAGAUUUCUCGUACCGGAAGAAGUUCCAAGCACCCAGGGUGGCCCCUAUUGCUGUAAGCGGAAAGAAGAGGCCUUCCAGUUGAACGUAAACAAGAUUCGUCUGGUGGACUGGCAAGAAGAGCUGGAUCUUCUGCGGAGGCACUUUGCGCGCCAGAUGCGUGCACGCUCGCACAUUCGGUCCUCGGCGACGCAUCAGCAAUCUACAGGAGGUUCGCAGCGUGGCCUGCAAACCGAGUCACCCAGCCUUGCUGUAGUCGUACCCGCCGCCGCGGUAGAUAAAAAUCAUAUGCACGACCCCCGGCCGAGGAGCAACAACAGCAUUAUCAAGGUCGCGACGACGCCUCUUCUGGACAAAGACAUCAAUACCGACGAGCAAAACACGACCGAAAUAGCGGCGACGACGGGAUCCUCGAGUGUGAAUCGCAUGCAUGACUCCUCGCUGGAUUUCGCAGCCGCGUAUCAAACGCAGCCGGGGGAAAUCAUGCGCCUCGGCGAGACGUUCGCUUUGCGGGCCCACGGGUCGCGCGUCGCCUGCUUCCGUGCUCGGUUCAAUCCGUUUUACCGGACCAUGGGCGACUCCGGGAAGGUACGGGUGGGCGGCUGCUGCUUCCUGUGGAUCCUCGCCUGGUUUGCGUGGCAGUUGAGCGUGCUGCUGAUCGGCGUCUUAGUUUUUUUCACGGGCAUUUUCGCGGGUUCCGUCCCCAUCCUAACUUUGGGUGAUACAGAUGAAGAGGGCUGCGAGUUCCAGCUCGACGAACUAGACGAAGACGUGGAGGUUGGCGAGUAUGAACACGAUGAGCCGGCGGAGGAGGAUCCGCAUUUGCGGGCUGCGGAGAAACUUUCCGUCGCAAAACGGAAGCUGCACAAGGGCAACAGAAGGCGUGAGCAAAGUACUUAUCCUGCUCAGGAAGAAGAGCUGCAGGAAGUUUCCAGUGACAACCCGUGCAGCAGCAGCAGCAGCAGCAGCUUUGACGAGCGGGAGGCACUGAAGCGCUCAUCGGGUGAUUUUUUGCCUUCUUCGCGCUGUCGCAGAAGAAACAGCAACACUUCUUCGACCUUCAGCAGAAAUAACCUCGUGUCAACAUGCAGCAGACACUUCUCGUCGCGUGGGAUGAACAAAAGUUCAUCGUCGAAGAAGAUGACCAGUAAGGACCACGAAACCUACGAAGAGAUUCUCGAAGAACGACACUACUCCGCGACCACAAACACGGUCACCUCAUCAACAAAGCGGAUCAGAGUCGCGCUGAACGCACUGCCUGAUUUGGAAAACCCCAACGCCCCGGCAGACUGCUCGGGAGACGAGCUGGACUACAGUACAGGUGGCAACUCGAAGAUGCAGAAGCACCACUUGGACAAAAAUGGGCAGCACGACAGCCCGUCUAGAAGUUGUAUUGCGAAAGAGCACGACGAAAACAAGGUUACAAAACUUGGAAGACCGGUUCUCUACGGGCACGUGUACCAGAUGCGGAUUCGGGCGAACGUGCAAGACAUUUUUCGCCAAGACCUGUUGCUCGUGAUCUUCACAUCCGCGGUACACAAGAGCGGCCCGGUCCGCUUUGGCGACGACAUUCAUGUGCUUUCCACGCCGGUGCAGGGCCUCUGCCGGUGCUGCGCCUCGGGCCCGCGGCGCAUUAUGCUGCCGGACGAGGAGGAGUGCGCGAUUGCGGGGGAGCAAUACCGGUUGCGCCCCUCCUACGGAGUUACCUCGUACUAUGGGGCGGGCGAGAAAAGCGACAACGUUGUUCUGUCACUCAAAAACUCGCCGCACGAUAUUGCGGCAUUAAGUGCCGUGAAGCGGGGGGUGUCCUCUACGCCAGGCAGUGCUUACAAGGACCCAGUUUUGCUGACAGCGACACCGAGAAACAUCAGUACUGCAACGAAUAGUGCCAACAAAGCCGCGAAUCCGCAGAGCGUGGAUAUUCUUCCGGGCAGCACGACAUCUUCUGGUGCAGGUGCGAUAUCUACCACUACGACAAGCAACGGCGAAGUACAUCCUGCGGCAGUUUCUGUCUCUGCUAUGAAACCUUCAUCAACUUCGACGGUCGACGGCCAGACCGAUGAUCGACAACGGUUCACGUCCUGCUCUACCAGGCCGAGCGCCGACUGGCGCUCUUCGCCCCAAAGCUCGUCUUUCUCCGCCAGCGGGUACAAAAGGAUCAACAGCUUCAACAACGACGCCUUGCGCGAAACACCGGAUUUCGUGCCUGACAACAGCAGCAUCGCAGCGAACUCGGGUCGUGGAGUGCCCUUCUACUCCCAGUUGCCAGGCCAAGAUAUUAGCCAUCGUGAAACGUCCGGCGAAAAGAACAAGAUUACGAACAAUCACGAAGAAUCUACUUCCGUACAAAACCUACAAACCCGUCCACACACGAACUCCACCCGGUACACCAAUCGCGAACUGGAUCACCCCACGCACGACACCAGCGAAACUGAGUCGGAGCAGCCGCUCCCGGAGCUCCCGCGUCUCGUCCCGCACCAGCGGCUCCUCCACGGUGAUGCGUUCAUGCCCUGGACUGCCGCGAAACGGCAGAUGCACCUAAUCGACACCCGAACGUUUCUGGCCGCGGUCAAUUCCGCGCACCAUGUGAAGAGCAUUUUCACGAUUGAGCACGCCGAUCUGGAGAAGCACGCUCUGAUUCAGCUCGGACAAAACUCCAGCUUUCCCACCAUGUCCACGUAUGAAGCGGAGGACCGAUUCAGCAAUAGUCCCCCGUCGUUCCGGGCAGUCACUGAUACAGCAAAUGUCGGCGCGGAAGAGAAUAGUACGAUGCGUGUUGAACAAGGCCCAAAAAUGAACGCAGAGCCACUACCAGCAGCACUUGGGACGACGCCGGACCUUGUGUUGAUCGCUGAAGUAGAUGGUUUUACUUCCGGUGCGCCCUCUAACUGUGGUCCCGCAGGACCAAAGAACAACGUGUAUGAGGAUAUCGACUUUCUACACGAACACGAGGACAAAGCGCCAGCAAAUAGUGGCGAAGGUGAUCAAAUUAUUCCAGACUUGAACAACGUAUCCGACAACUCUGUUCUUUCCGGCAUUCUGGAGAGGAACGCCCGCAGCCUGUCGACGCCGACGGCGACGCACCUAAAUCUCGCCCUGAAUGGCAGCGGUCGAGAUCUGUCACCUGUGUCUUCCCUCGGUUCUCCGCCUGAGAAGAACGGGACGAAGAACAACAAGUGCGUCAGACUUACCGAAGGGUCCCCGUCCUCACAGGUGGGCCAUGUGAAGAAAACUACCGGUUUGCAAGAGAACGAUGCGGCUGGUGGAACGACAAAAUCUUCGAAGUUCCUGAGAAAAAGCAACACCAUGGCGACCCUUCUACCUUCCAGGAAUUGUGAUCUCGCCGAGCAGCACACCCGGCUCGCCGACCCAAACGACGGCCGCUUAUUGGCUAUGAAGAACAAAAAGGACCCAUCUGUCGUGCCGUUUCAGCUUCUGGCUUACAACAUUUGGAUGAUGCCCUCACUGAUCACUGACGUGGCGCCGAAAUCGUGGAACUUGUCCCCCGUGAAGCCGGACCGGGCGAUCCGCAUCCCCGAGGCGAUUUUCAGCUGCAAAAAGCUCCAACGGCUCGACGUGAUCGUGUUCUGCGAGGCCUUUUGCGAAGAGACCAUGCCGCUGAUCUCGAGCCGCCUGCGGGAACGGGGGUUUCUCUACGACACCAUUCCGCCCGUGCUGGGCCGGAGGUUCAUUAGUUCGGGGAUUAAGGUCUAUUCCCGCCACAGAAUCGAGGAAACUGCCUCGGAAAUCUACGACAAGUGCAGCGGCGACGAGCGGUUGGCCGCCAAGGGCUGCACCUACGUGAUGGUCCGGAAAAACGGGCUGCGCAUCCACAUUUUCGCGACGCAUCUGCAAGCGUGGGACGGCGAGCAGGCGCAAAGAGACCGGCGGUCGCAAUUGCGGCAGAUUAGGAGUUUCGUUGCUAAGCGGAACAUUCCCCCGAAUGAGCCCGUUAUCCUCACCGGCGACUUCAACAUCGAGGCCGACAGCCAGUCAGCCGAGUACCAAACCAUGCUGCGAAUCCUCUCCGCGGAAAACUACGACAUCGAGCUGAAGGACCCGUCGGUUUUGGCGUCCAACCAGUGGUGCGAGUUCGGCUCCGUUUCGAGCUCCCCGGCCGAAAGUCUAUUGCUGGACUACGUGUUCGUUGAAAACAACCACCUGCUGCCAAAGUCCGCAAAAGUUACGACCGAAUACCUUCAAAGCUUCAAACCCUUCAUCUACCGCGACCGCCACUUUAACGACCUCUCUGAUCAUUACCCCGUCUUCGGCGACUUCAUAUUCGAACGAAAAAUGCUACGACCUGCCCCAUUAGUAGUACCCAAAAAUCUUCAUCUUCAGGAUACAAAUAGCCCCCGGCAUAAUUCUCAAUUUCGACGACCCAACGGAGAUGACCAGACGCCGAAAGGAGCGACAGGUGCGAGUCCUUGUCUGAGUCCGACAUCAACUGUUACGUAAGUAAGUAAAGGGUGCGCAGCUCAUUUGUGUUGCUUGGCGCCCACGAAAAGAAUUUUUUUUCGGCGAUGCGACACACAUGGACUUCGACAUGCAGAAUCAACGAGAGCAAAAAAUGGAAAGUAGCCUUUUUAGCACCGCAGCAUGUUCUUGAAAGAUCACAGUGAAUAGCUUGGAUUCUGUCGAUGAAGCCGAGCAAACACAUUCUUGCGAUGUCUCCGUCCCAUCCGCUUCGUGGUCGAACCAUGGAAGACUUGGACUUGCGAUUCAUGAUAACGUGACUUCUGUUACGCCGGACUGUAAAAUCGCCUCGUCUCGCUCUCGGCAACUCCACCUCCAUGAAUUUUUCAACGACGGAGAAGAACAACAAAAAGUGACACGAUUCAACAU
Molecule: messenger RNA, 5819 nt
Organism: Amoebophrya sp. A120
Lineage: Eukaryota; Dinophyceae; Syndiniales; Amoebophryaceae
Source: the annotation of a GenBank genome assembly